AUGGCUCGAAGAAAACGCGGGUUCUUGGACGAUGGAGACUCUGACUCAUCCCAGGGCUCCGAUGCUGACGACUUGGGCGGCCGAUUCGACGAAGCCGACCCCGACGCACGUGAGGAGCGCGCGCUGUUCGAGGACCCAUAUCAACGGAAAAGACGACGAAAGAACGGGAAGGAGGACGCGACGUAUGGCGUCUUUGCUGAUGAUAGCGAGGAGGAGGGUUUUGGAGGGAAGAAGAGGAACGGAAAGCCUGCGAAGAAGAGUGACUGGGCCAAGGCGCCGUCGUUCGUCUCCGGGGAGAAGAAGGUGGAUCUGAAGCAGGACAUGGAGGUCGAGGAGGAUGCGGAGGAGGAGAGUGAAGGGAUGGACGAGGACGAGGAAAUGGAGGAGGCAGAUACAGAUGGGGAUGAGGGACAUUCCCGACCGCCGUCACCACGCGUUCGCGAGGAGGAGGAGGAGGAGGAGCAAAAAGAAAGACCAAAGUUCGGCGGACUUGGGCUUGGGGCAUCGAAAUCCCAAUCUUCAACUUCUUUCUCCGGGUUCACGAAGGGCGGUAUAGGUUCCUCCCGUCCAGCCGCAAUCUCGCCCUCUCCAGCAGCUUCACAUUCCCCAUCUCCAGCACCUCCCGCCUCUCUCCACGGCAAUCUACCCACCGCGUUUGGUGCCGCACGACCCCAACGAUCUUUCGUCCGCGACAACACAGGCUCUGCUAAUGCAUCGCGCUCAGCCACUCCCCUCUCCACGACGGAGCGCGCCCACCUCAGCAAGCUCGAAGGCUCCUUCGGUCUGCGCAUGCUUGCGAAGAUGGGAUGGGAAGCUGGUAAGGGUCUUGGUACAGCGGGCGAGGGAAUCGUUGCGCCCGUCGAGUCUAAGGUGCGCCCGAAGAAUAUGGGUAUCGCAUUCCGUGGAUUCGGAGAGCGAACGAGCCAAUCGAAGGCGGAGGCGCGCAGAAGAGGUGAGGUAGUCAGCGAUGACGAAGACGAGGAAGGCGUGAAAAAGGCCAAAAAAGCGAAAGGCAAAGGAAAGGAGCAGCCAAACAGGUCGGAUGCUUGGAAGAAGCCCAAGAAGGUCAAGACCAAAGUGGAACACAAGACCUAUGAGCAAAUUAUUGCAGAGGCCGGUCCAGAUGCUGCUACUCCAGGAAUCGGUAUCAUCAUCGAUGCCACAGGUGCCAGGCCCCGCGAGGUCUCGUCAUUGGCAGACGUGUCUAGGGCAUCAUGGACACCGUCGACAGAUUCUACUCGAAUACCUGAAGUGCGGCAUAAUCUGCGUCUCAUUGUAGAAACCACCACCAGCGACCUUGUCGGCCUCGCACGAGAGGCUAAACAUGUGCAACAGCGGAAGAAAAAAAUACAAGACGAGGACCAGCGGCUGCGAAAGCAGAUUGCCGAGGAAGCUGACCUCAUCUCCCGUUUGCAGCAAAUUCACCUAGUCGUCGACGACAUUACCGCGCAGGCGUAUGCACUUGGUUUAGUAGACGAGGUUUCAUUAGAAUUAUUCGCCCCAUACUUCGAGAAAUUGCUUUCUGAAUUUCCCCACGAGUUUGAUACAUAUCACCUCGACGAAAUCGUCGUGGCAGCAAUUGCACCUACAGCUCGGCGAAUGUUUGCAAAGUGGAACCCCCUCGAGGAACCAGGCGUCUUCCUUCCAAUCUUCAAACGAUGGCGCAGAGCACUCAAGUUCUCUGAUCAUGACGUCCAACCCCUCGGAACACAGGUUGACAUUUACGGGACAAGAACAUUGAGCGCGUCAAGGCCAAAGGAUGAAGAGCCUAUGACUCCAUUUGAAAGUCUACUUUGGAAUGGUUGGUUGCCCCGAGUUCGCUCAUGCGUUAACAACGACUGGGAUCCUCACGAGCCUCAUCCCGCCGUUGAGCUCUACGAAGCUUGGUCCACUUUCCUUCCUCCUUUCAUCCGUGACAACUUCCUAGACCAACUUAUCCUCCCAAAAGUAUCAAAGGCCGUGGCGGAGUGGAAUCCACGACGAGACAGUACCUCCCUCCGCACUUUGGUCUUUCCUUGGUUGCCCCACGUCGGAUUACGUCUCGAGGACCUGUUGGGCGACGCUCGGCGAAAGCUCAAAUCGCUGCUUCGCAGUUGGGUAGUCACAGACGCCGUUCCCGCUGACUUGUCAGCAUGGCGGGAAGUCUUCGAUCCGGGCGAUUGGGACGCAAUGUUGCUCAAAUAUGUCGUUCCAAAACUCAGCGCGACAUUGCGAGACGAGUUUCGUGUCAACCCACGGCAACAGAUCAUGUUGCCUUUGGAGAGGGUGCUAUUGUGGGCUCCUCUACUCCGACCCUCGAUCUUAUCUCAGCUGCUCGAGACCGAAUUCUUCCCCAAAUGGCUCGACAUACUUCAUAUAUGGCUCAUACAGCCCCGUCCGAACUUCUCAGAGAUCGCAGAUUGGCAUGAGUUUUGGAAUCGACGAGUCUUCUCGGAGACUGUGCGGAACAUGCCUGCGGUUCAGAAAGGCUUCACUCGUGGAUUGGACAUGAUGAAUCAGGCUAUUGAUUUAGGCCCGGACGCGCCGUCCAAACUUCCCCGUCCCGACUAUCGUCUCACUUCUUUCGAACCACCACCACUGGCGUCGGCGAAGCCCCCCGCGAAGAUAUCUGCAAGAGUCCAGGAGAUCACGUUCAGAGCAAUCGUCGAGGAUUAUGCAUCGACGCACAAUCUCUUGUUCAUUCCGAGUGGUCGUGUGCAUGAGCAGUCGCGUAUGCCGCUGUUUAGGGUGUCACUGACGGCGGAUGGAAAGGGCGGGAUUCUGGUAUAUAUUUUGGAUGACGCGGUCUGGGCGCCGGACGCCGAAGGGAACUACCGAGCCAUCAGCUUGGAAGAUAUGAUCACUAGGGCAGCGAGAGCGUGA
This is a messenger RNA of Heterobasidion irregulare TC 32-1, 2862 nucleotides long. RefSeq lists its product as uncharacterized. Gene Ontology annotation, molecular function: nucleic acid binding. Gene Ontology annotation, biological process: spliceosomal complex disassembly. The transcript has 4 exons. Bases 1 to 2862 code for a protein of 953 amino acids. The record is from RefSeq and is a predicted model, not a curated record. NCBI's taxonomy places the organism in Eukaryota, Fungi, Basidiomycota, Agaricomycetes, Russulales, Bondarzewiaceae. Gene Ontology annotation, cellular component: U2-type post-mRNA release spliceosomal complex.